UGAGAGGAGAAGAGAGACUCUCUCUCUCACCUUUACCUACCCCACGGCGGCUUCACCAAACCAAACCACGAAAUCAAUCAAUCGUAAUGGUAUUGUUCAUCAUAGUCUUCUUCUCCACCAACCCAAUUGCUCCCCUUCAACUCUCUCCCCCCUCCUAACCCGAGACUUGUUAUCUUAAUCCGAUUCCCAUGGCUUCCAACACCAUUUCUCUUUCCAUCUCUUCCAACGUCGCCGCCUCCAAGAAUCUCAACUCCCUUCAAAGCCGUCGCUUCAUUGCUCCCCCAACCAUCUCCUUCCCUGCUAAGUCUAUCCCUGGGGAACUCUCUUUCUCUUCCACGUCUCUUUCCCGGUCUCCUGUGCGCGCCGCUGCUAGCCAGCUUAUGAACGAUCAACGCUCCCUCGCUUCUUCCCCCACAACCGUCGACGUUGAUUUGGGUAACCGGAGUUAUCCCAUCUAUAUCGGCGCCGGCUUGCUCGAUCAGUCAGAACUUCUUCAAAGGCAUGUCCACGGGAAGAGAGUGCUUGUGGUCACCAAUGAGCGUGUUGCUCCUCUAUACCUUGACAAGACUAUUGAUGCUUUAACUAGAGGAAAUCCCAAUGUGACUGUCGAGAGUGUUAUUUUGCCUGAUGGCGAGAAAUACAAGAACAUGGAUACUCUCAUGAAAGUCUUUGACAAGGCCAUUGAGUCUCGCCUUGAUAGACGAUGUACAUUUGUUGCCCUUGGAGGUGGUGUCAUAGGCGAUAUGUGUGGAUAUGCUGCUGCCUCUUACCUGCGUGGUGUUAAUUUCAUCCAAAUUCCUACCACUGUUAUGGCACAGGUUGAUUCUUCUGUGGGUGGCAAAACAGGCAUAAAUCAUCGUCUUGGAAAGAAUUUGAUCGGCGCAUUCUACCAACCACAGUGUGUGCUAGUAGACACUGACACGUUGAACACAUUGCCAGAUAGGGAGAUGGCGUCAGGCCUAGCUGAAGUGAUCAAAUACGGGCUUAUCAGGGAUGCCGAGUUCUUUGAAUGGCAGGAGAAUAACAUUGAGGCGUUGCUAGCAAGGGAUCCAGCGGCAUUAGCUUUUGCUAUAAAACGAUCAUGUGAAAACAAGGCAGACGUUGUGUCACAAGAUGAGAAAGAAAGCGGCUUGCGAGCAACCCUGAAUUUGGGUCAUACAUUUGGCCAUGCCAUAGAAACUGGCUUUGGUUAUGGAGAGUGGCUCCAUGGAGAAGCUGUUGCAGCUGGCACGGUAAUGGCAGUGGACAUGUCAUAUCGUCUUGGUUGGAUCGAUGAAUCAAUCGUUAAGAGAGUGAACAAGAUCCUAGAACGGGCGAAAUUGCCUACAACACCGCCAGAGAGCAUGACCGUCAGCAUGUUCAAGUCCAUAAUGGCGGUGGACAAGAAAGUGGCAGACGGACUGCUGAGGCUCAUUCUUCUCAAAGGCCCGCUGGGAAACUGCGUUUUCACGGGAGAUUAUGACCGGGAGGCGUUGGAUGCCACGCUCCGUGCAUUCUCCAAAUCCUGAACAUUUCCUGUUUGUGAUGAUUUUGGUGUUAUUUUGUUCACAUACACGCAUAUGUAAUCAUGUAUACCAACAACCUUGUAACUAGCUUUGUGGAAUGUGACAACAAUGAGCUUUUAAAAAAAGUUACCACCUUGUAAGCUUAA
Molecule: messenger RNA, 1651 nt
Organism: Camelina sativa (false flax)
Lineage: Eukaryota; Viridiplantae; Streptophyta; Magnoliopsida; Brassicales; Brassicaceae
Product: 3-dehydroquinate synthase, chloroplastic
Biological process (GO): aromatic amino acid biosynthetic process
Cellular component (GO): cytoplasm
Molecular function (GO): 3-dehydroquinate synthase activity
Source: RefSeq, a predicted model, not a curated record